AUGAGUACCUUUGGCCAAAAGUAUAGAGUAACAACUUUCGGAGAAUCUCAUUCUAAAGGUGUCGGCUGUGUUAUUGAUGGCUUUCCAUCCAACUUUAAAAUUGAUUAAGACGCCUUGCAAUACUAAUUAAAUAGAAGAAGACCAGGAUAGACCAAAUUGACAACUCAAAGAGAUGAAAAGGAUAAAGCUAUCAUAAUUAGUGGACUCAACACUUAACAUUUGACUUUAGGCAGUCCCAUAAUGAUUAUGGUCUAUAAUGAAGACAUGCGACCAUAGGAUUAUAAAUAAUUUGACGACAUACCUCGUCCAGGUCAUGCUGAUUUUACAUAUUAAAUGAAAUAUGAAAUUAGAGCAGAAAGUGGAGGUGGUAGAUCCUCUGCAAGAGAAACUAUUGGAAGAGUUUGUGGAGGAGCCAUAGCUUAAUAGUACCUAAGUUAAAUGAAAAUAUCAAUUUCAGCCUGGGUUUCUUCUGUUGGGAACAUUGAAAUCCCUAAGGAGGUCUAACAAUAAUUGAUACUGAAUCCGCCAACUUAAGAUUAAAUUGAAGAAGUUAAUUCUAAGUAUUAAUUCAGAAAUCCACAUGAAGAUUCUGCAUUAGAAAUGAUAAAAUUAAUUGAACAAGUAAAACUAGAGAAGGACUCUAUAGGAGGAACAGUUACCUGUGUGAUUAAAGGGUGUCCAAUUGGAUUAGGUGAACCAUGUUUUGAUAAAUUUCAAGCGGUUUUGGCACAUGCAAUAAUGAGUAUCCCAGCUACGAAGGGUUUUGAAUUUGGUUCAGGUUUUGAGGGAACCAAAUAAAGGGGUAGUGCUCAUAAUGACAGAUUCAAAAAUUUAAAACCAAUUACUAAUAAUGCUGGUGGUACUUUGGGAGGUAUAACAAAUGGAGACAAUAUUUAUUUCAAAGUGGCAUUUAAACCUGUUUCUACGAUAGGUCUGGAAUAAGAAACUUCAAAUUUUAAAGGAGAAGAUAUUAUUUUAGAGGCUCAUGGUCGUCAUGAUCCUUGUGUAGUUAGUAGAGCUGUACCAGUAGUUGAAAGCAUGGCAGCAAUUGUGGUUCUUGAUUUGUAUCUAUUGAGUAAAUAAAAAUGAGUAUUUUUUAUAAUAAUAAAAUGAAAGUAAUGGAAUAACUGGAAGCUGCCAUUAAAUCGAAUGAUACAGUGACUAAAUUACUUCCAGCUCUUAAGUUAAUAACCAACUCUUUGCCAUUUCCAGAUCGUCACACUUACAUCAAAGAUCCCAAGUUAAUUAAGCUACUGUUAAUUGUUUACCCAUUGUUGCCAGAAGCUAUAGAUAUGAUUUUGGGACAGUUACUUAAUGUGUUCAAAGAGUCAGUGGAAUGGAUUAAGGGCUGUUGUAAGGCCAUAGAAGAGUACGCAGUCUUUAAAUCGAAUACGAUCAGCUCGUCGAAGUUUUAUUCUCUUGAAUAUUUUUAAUAGGUUCUCCAUUGUGCAGCAGAAGCAAGGUACUCAAUUAAGCAAAUAUUUUCAUAGUUUAGAAUUGGAUGACAUCUGUUAUGGUUUUAUUAUAUUUUUGAAACAUGCAGAAUCCGAGAAGAUGGUGUUGUACAUAAUGAAUAAGAUUGAAGCUGUUAAGGAUGAGUAUGGAUACGGAAUCAGGUCUCUUAGUCAGUUUUGUGAAUUGGUUGAAUCAAGUAAUCAUUAUUAUAUGUCUAGCCGUUCUGUAACUGUACCAAGAAGAAAGCAAUAAAAACACUGAAGAUCAACAUUUCAGGUCAGUUGCCAUUGGAUUGCAAGAGAGUCAGAACAGAAGAGGGUUGCAUCAUCAAAAUACUGUUUCAUCACCUUCAAUGAGAUCGCCUGCUGUAUCCAGAUAAAGAUCUGAAUCAUUUGGAUCUCUCAAUGAUGAGAUUGUAGAUAACCUCAACAUUGAGGAAAUCCUUAUCCAAGAAAAACCUCGAAUACUUGAUUCUGAAUAAGCAGAAUAUUUCAAAUCCAAUGAGAGACUCUAAAAUUUGAUAUACUUCAUUACAGAUCCGUAUCUCUCACAACCUAGUCUUAUAUUUGAUACUGAUUUGCUUGCAGAACAUUCAAUUGAAUUUGAUGAAAACAAUUACAAAAAAUUUAAGAAUAUCAAAAUAGAUAAAUUGUUUACAAUUAGGUCGUUUAAGACUUUGCUCUUUCUAACAGAUGUGCAUAAUCACAAAUUGUUAACAGAAGCCAACAAUCAUCUCACCUAAAUCAUCUGUAAAUUUAAUUUAAUCAUUCUAGUUCGAUCAAUCUCAGGGUUUCUACAGAACAAUUAAUCUAUUGGUAACAUCACUCAUAUCGUGGCACUUAUUUAAUUUUAUCUAAAGAAUGACACUAAAGAUACGAUAUAUUACUUUCUAUAUUGCAAUCUUCACUUCUAGUUCUUAGAUUAUAUAUGUACAUUAUAAUAAUAUGAAACUAAUUAGAUAAUUCACAUGUCAUUGACAUUUUGAUCAGAUUCAUUGAUCCAACUUACAAUAGAAUCCCCUCUUAAUUAAAAGAUGAAAUUUGGCAUUUCUUGAAUAGCCAAGGCUUCGUCUCAUACAUCAUUGGCCGCAUUAUUAACAAAGAGUACUUGGGUGUGAAUAGAAAAGAAUUUCAUAUUUCUAAGGAAGGAUAUAAUAUUCUCAAACGUAUCUAUGACCAAAAGGUUAUUAAUGGUAAAUGAUCUAUUCCUAUUUCAGAUGAAAACACUUCAGAGCAACACACUUAUAAUUUGAGUUCCAAUUUAGAUCAAUAUUUGGGUCCAUUGAUGCCUGCCAAAACCAUUUAAUAAAACUUAAUUAAAAAGAAGAGAGUCUUACAUGCAGCUUAAACUUAAAUUUAUACUAGGAGACAUUCAGGAACAGCCAUGACUGGAAAAUUCAAUAAGAUUAUACUCGUUGAAAAUAUACAUCUCUCAGAGUUAAAUGGAAACCAAUAGGAUAUCGAUAGGUUUAAAGAUGUUAUUUAGUUUUACCAUAAUAAUCAGCUUGAAAACGAAGAUGCAAUCACUCCUAAUCAAGUUACAACCAAAUUAGGUAGUGAGAAGACCAUACCCAAAUAAACUCAUAGAAGUGUAUAAAGUGAUCAGUUCUUCAAAUCAGAUUUCUUAAUUAAUUAGGCAGAAAUUAAACCUGUGGAUAUUAAAUCAUUUUUAAGUGAAAAUAAAUCUGUUGAUACCAAAUUACCGUCUCUUAAAUCAAGUACAAAAAUUAGUGGAGGUAGUGUACAUACAAGCAGAAUCGUAAGACAAUCCUCAAAAUAAGCAUAGGAAUUAGCUUUUAAGAAAAAAAAGUCAUUAAGAAUAGAAAAUAUUGAAGAGAUUUCUAAUAACUUUAAAAAACUUAACAAUCCUAUUUCAUCUCCUACAUCAGCUUCAAGAUGUCACAAGUUUUAUCCAAAUAGUGAUAUUAGUGUUGUUGAUCACAUUAUGAGAGAAGAGUACUAAGAAUACAUUCAAUAUAAUAAUGAAUUCAUCUCUUAUUAAAAUAGUCAACUAUUGAAUUUGAUUGUUAAUACAUUUGAAAGUUUAAAUUAUAAAUUUUAAGCCUAAAAUGAUUGCUUUACACAAAUAAUUGAUGAUAAAUUGUUUAACUUUGAAAAAUUAAUUAAACAUUACACUUUAAAAGUCUUAGAACCUGAAAAUGGUAGUGCUUAUGAAUUGGGAUUUUUGAUAAUCAAUGUACUGAAGAAAUUAUCUAAUUGCAGUAAUCUUUAGGAAUAAUGUAAUAAAAUUUAUAGAAAUCAAAUUCCAAGAUUGUGCAGGAACAUUUCUCUAUUAAAUAAAUAAUAGCAAUUUCCUUAGUAAUUAAAUUUACAAUCAUAUUCAGUAAAUGUCAUAGGAACUUAGAAAUUAAUGAUGUAUGAGAUUUUAUAGCUUAUGGUUUGCAAUGUUAGAAUAAAAUAUUCUAACAUCUUUAUUAAAUUGAAUGAUGCUGCUAUGCACAUAUUAACUAUUUAAUUCCAUACUAGUUUUCAUAAUGGAGUAUAUUAGCGAAUUUUCAUGACUUUAGUUAGACAUUUAUUUGUUUAUGCUUCUGAGAAAUAAUUGCUAAGUUUGGUUUUCAAAGUAAAUCUUAUCGAGUCAAUACAUGCUGCUUAUAAAAACACUGUAAUCAAUAGAGUUGUAAUCAAAGAGUGGAAUACAGAAUAAUAUAUACUUUAUUUGCAGCAACUGAGUUAACUAAUAAUUAAUGCCUUUGAUUUGAGAGAGGACUUAAAAUAAUUGAGAUAAUCUUUAAUUAGAUUAUAAUCUUAUUAAAAGUUAAAAGAACUAUCUUCCAUAUCCUAAUUUAAAUUUGACGUUAAUCUAUAUACCAAGGAACUCAUAGGCGCAGAGUAAUAAUUAGUUAAAAUUAAAUUAUGA
This is a messenger RNA of Paramecium octaurelia, 4335 nucleotides long. The record is from the annotation of a GenBank genome assembly. Lineage: Eukaryota; Ciliophora; Oligohymenophorea; Peniculida; Parameciidae.